CAGGGUGCCGGGCCCGGGGCGGUCUGCUCGGCUUCUCAGCAGCCGGCCUUCCGCGCCCCCGACAAGCCCCCGACAGGCCCAGUGCCUUCGCAGGUAGACGGGCCCCGGCCGGACGGACGCUGCGCUGGAGCCGUAGGCCGGGCGGAAGGGUCAGCGAGCCUGGGCCGGUGGGCACCACACCUGCGCGGGCGGAGGCCGGCGGGAAGGUGCGCACGCGCGCUGCCUGCGGGAGGGCGGUGGCUCCGGGGACGCUGAGCAGCGAAACCCGCGGGCUGGGCGCGCUGGGUGGCGGUGGCGUAAUCUCGCAGCCUCUCAGCGUCUCCUUCCCUCCGCCUCAGUUUGGGGCGGGUCAGGAGAAUGGCUUCGGACAUAGAGUCGUCGCUCGAGGCGAGCUUCUCAUCCAGCGGUGCAGUGUCAGGGGGCUCAGGGUUUCUGCCACCGGCUCGCUCCCGCAUCUUCAAGAUAAUCGUGAUUGGCGACUCCAACGUGGGCAAGACGUGCCUGACCUACCGCUUCUGCGCCGGCCGCUUCCCCGACCGCACCGAGGCUACGAUCGGGGUGGAUUUCCGAGAACGAGCGGUGGAGAUUGAUGGGGAGCGUAUCAAGAUCCAGUUAUGGGACACGGCGGGGCAAGAACGAUUCAGAAAAAGCAUGGUCCAGCACUACUACAGAAAUGUGCAUGCUGUCGUCUUCGUGUAUGAUAUGACCAACAUGGCGAGUUUUCAUAGCCUGCCGUCUUGGAUAGAAGAAUGCAAACAGCAUUUGCUAGCCACCGACAUACCACGGAUUCUUGUUGGAAAUAAAUGUGACUUGAGAAGUGCCAUUCAGGUACCCACAGACUUGGCACAAAAAUUUGCUGACACACACAGUAUGCCUUUGUUUGAAACCUCUGCUAAAAACCCCAAUGAUAAUGACCAUGUGGAAGCUAUAUUUAUGACCUUGGCUCAUAAGCUUAAGAGCCACAAACCCUUAAUGCUUAGUCAACCCCCUGAUAAUGGAAUUACCCUGAAGCCUGAACCAAAGCCUACAAUGACAUGCUGGUGCUAAAUCACAGUCUUUAUUACAGUAUCUAAUAUUGACUAAAGAAAUACUUCCGAAGUAUGACAGUGAUAAGUCAUAGAAUUUAAUCUCAGAUACAAUGGAUCAUCCUGACACGUUACUGUUUAUCAUUGUCAUGCUUAUUUUUGUAUUUUGUGUCUACUUAAUCAAGUUUGUCACUGUGACACCGCAAGGAAUAAGUUGUUCAGGUGAGGUUGAAAUGAAGCAAUAUUAGGAUGAAUCAGAACAUCUUUGCGUUGAGAGCUUAAGGAGGAGGCUUCAUUUGAGAGCAUAAUGGGAUUUUAAGAGUCAGUGAUUGUUUAAUCCUGUGUUCCUGAAAUUGAAAAAAUAUGUUAAGGGUUUAGGACACUUACUGGUAUGUCCUUUGAAUAGGAAGUAUUCUCAAUAGGAUAAAACUGGUAUUUGCCUCUCCAUAGAGUUCUUUCUUUGUAUUGUUAGUAUAUUAACUGCAUUAUUACUGGUACAUUUUAAGAGCCAAGACUGCAGAUCUGGUGGAAGAAGACCUAGAAUGUUUUCUGGUUCUCAGCCUAGAAAGAAUGACUUUCCCAACAGUUCUAGAUGUUUGAUCUUUGUAAUCAGUGUCAAUCAGGUCUAUAAAAAUAUUAUCAUCAUUUUUAAAAAGUAAUUCUAUAAAAUAUGCAGAAGUAAAUCAGAUUUUAAUGCAAAUGAAAUGAUGUCAUAAGGUGCUUUAUACUUUACUUUGAUAUAUUUAAAUAGUAAAAAACUAACUGAAAGAUUUGAGAAAGUUAUAGUUGAGGGGAAAUAAGUAAACACGGCUCCUGGCUGCCACAAGACACCUUCCAAUCCCUGGCUUUUAGUCAUUUCAAGCUGUGUAUCUGACAUAGGAUCUCAUGCUCCCCCCAUCCCCAGUCAACUUAAUGCCUAAACACAUUCAUCUUCUCUUCCAUUUGGAUUGUAACUCUGAGGGCAUACCUAUAAUUGCUGUUGAGUCUACAUUUAUUUCUGUAAUAGAAUUGUGUCAUAGUAUACUGCUGUUUAAAUCUUUAGAUUUUAUGGUCACAACAAACUAC
This is a messenger RNA of Budorcas taxicolor (takin), 2090 nucleotides long. It is a transcript of the gene RAB33B, whose product is annotated as RAB33B, member RAS oncogene family. The coding region runs from base 358 to 1047 and encodes 229 amino acids. Gene Ontology annotation, molecular function: GTPase activity; GTP binding. NCBI's taxonomy places the organism in Eukaryota, Metazoa, Chordata, Mammalia, Artiodactyla, Bovidae. Gene Ontology annotation, biological process: Rab protein signal transduction. Gene Ontology annotation, cellular component: Golgi apparatus; endosome. The transcript is spliced from 2 exons. The record is from RefSeq and is a predicted model, not a curated record.